This is a messenger RNA of Saccostrea cuccullata (small rock oyster), 947 nucleotides long. RefSeq names its product complement C1q tumor necrosis factor-related protein 3-like. Gene Ontology annotation, molecular function: protein binding. Bases 1 to 846 code for a protein of 281 amino acids. Lineage: Eukaryota; Metazoa; Mollusca; Bivalvia; Ostreida; Ostreidae. The transcript is spliced from 3 exons. The record is from RefSeq and is a predicted model, not a curated record.
AUGGCAGCAGACAGACAGAGAUGGAGGUCCUCGGUGCAGGCCUUAUGUGCUCCAAGCACGAAGAGGACUAAGCUGCUGAUUAAAGAAGUUCUCGUAGACUAUAACCUUCAAAAUGGAUGCAGUUCACUGCAUGAAGAUGUCGCUAUCCUUACAAAAGAAAACUUGGUUCUAAGAAAAAGUCAGUCGAAGUUUGAAUCUGAAAUAGACGUUCUGAAAUCGCAAAUCAAAGACAUUUUGUCCGAGAACAGAAAGUUAAAAGAAAAUUUGAAUCGAAUUGAUAAAGAAAUAUCCCGAACGAGAAACAAGACAUCCAAGACUGAAGAUAAUGUUUUCUUUGGGAAUAACACUGACAAACAUGGUUUAAGCAAGCACCAUCAGCGACAAGGACUCGGACCACAAAACAGAAAGCGAUUACUAGGAUCAAGCCCCGGGAUACCAGUCAGUUCGCCGAUAGCGUUUACAGCAUGGCUUUCCGCAAAUGUCAACAAUCCAAGUGAUGGACAAACUUUUGUUUUUGAUCAUAUAGUCACUAAUUUUGGAAAUGCUUACAACCACCAUAACGGCAUGUUUACUGCAACAGUUAAGGGCAUUUAUGCUUUUUACGUGUCUAUUCUUACGGGUGCUGGAAAAAGCAUGGAAGUGGAGGUAGUUCGCAACAACCUGAACAUCUGCUAUGUCUAUAGUGGAGACAUGGACUUUUGGGGCCCAGGAUUCAAUAUGGCUGUGGCUGAUCUAAACGUGGGAGAUGCUGUUUGGGUAAAAGUCAGUACAUGGCACGAUUCGGGCCUGUUAGUUGACAGCAGAUUCACAUCUUUUUCUGGAUUUUUGUUGUACGAAACUGAUUGAUUUUUUGAUUGUUUAAAUAAAACGAAGCGAGAUGUUCAUUUCAAGUAUCAGUUCGUAUAAUAACUUCAGAUUCUUUUUCUUUGCAUCCGAUUUUGGAUUAU